This is a messenger RNA of Solea senegalensis (Senegalese sole), 1780 nucleotides long. RefSeq names its product ATPase H+ transporting accessory protein 2 (gene atp6ap2). Gene Ontology annotation, biological process: positive regulation of Wnt signaling pathway. Gene Ontology annotation, molecular function: signaling receptor activity. Bases 41 to 1129 code for a protein of 362 amino acids. NCBI's taxonomy places the organism in Eukaryota, Metazoa, Chordata, Actinopteri, Pleuronectiformes, Soleidae. Gene Ontology annotation, cellular component: membrane; external side of plasma membrane. The record is from RefSeq and is a predicted model, not a curated record. The transcript is spliced from 9 exons.
GACAUCAGGUCAGCUGAUCUCUGCCGGAUCGAGGAGAAAGAUGUCGCUGACGAGCUGGCGAAGGAUGGAGUCUGUUUUCUCCGUGGCGCUUGUUCUCUGCUGCCUUGCUUCGACUGGUGUACAUGGCGAUAGUUUAACAGUGCUGCAGGCUCCAGAGUUUGUGUCCUUUCAGAAGGGAGACUGGCCUGUCUCUGGAGAAAAGAUCCCUGACCUGGUGGCUGUAACCAUGGGCUUCUCUGUUAAGGAGGAUUUGUCCUGGCCAGGCCUUCAGGCUGGUCCGUUGUUUCAGCGUCCCAGAGCUAAUGUACUGGUGGUGGUGAGAGGAGUAGAUAGCUUGGCUCUGCCUCAGAGUGUGGCCUCAUACCCCUUGGAGAAUCCGGUGCCCUUCACCUUGGAUAGUGUUGCAGAGACAGUCCACUCUCUGUUUGCUGAGGACACUCCUGUAGUGCUGCAGCUGGCACCUAGUGAGGAGAGGCUGUAUAUGCUGGGAAAGGCUAAUGCAGUGUUUGAGGACUUACCGGUCACCUUGCAGCAGAUUCGGGCCCGUCUGUCCCAGGAUGGCUCCGUGCUGGCUUCCCUACCACUCAACUUCCUUAGCAGAAAUGCAGAGGCUGAUCUGCUCUUCCUGUCUGAGGUUCAAGUUCUGCAUGACAUCACAGCUCUUCUACAGAGACACAAACAUUUGGCCAAGGACCACUCUCCUGACCUGUACUCACUGGAACUGUCUGGUUUGGAGGAGCUGAGUCGCCUGUAUGGAAAAGAUUCCCCACAGUACCGCGAUGCUACUGCCAUUCUUGCAUCUGUCCUGCAGAAGUUUGGAGAGGAUGUGUAUGCACUCUAUGGCAACAGUGCAGUAGUGGAGGUUGUGACCGUGAAGGCUUUUGAGGCUCCUUUGACCAGGAAGUCCCGUUCAAUCCUGGAGUCUAAACAGAUCAGUAACCCCGGCAGCCCAUACAACCUGGCCUACAAGUACAACUUCCAAUACGCCGUUAUCUUCAACAUCGUCCUGUGGCUGAUGAUCAUUUUGGCUCUGGCUGUCAUUGUUACUGCUUACAACCUGUGGAACAUGGACCCGGGGUAUGACAGCAUCAUCUACAGGAUGACCAAUCAGAAGAUCAGGAUGGAUUAAAUUCUCACCAUCAGCACUCCAGCUGUCCUCUUAGAUCCCUGUAGUGACUGUCAGUGUUUCUGUGUGAGUUUCUGUUUAGUGAAAAAGGAGCAUAAUAUUGGGUCACUUCUUUGUUUACAGUACUGGCAUAAUAACAGGAAAAAAUGUCCUAUUUUGCUCUUAAAUUUGCUUACUUGAAGUGACUGGAAAUCAUCCUCCAUUUGUGUGUACACCGAACAAAGUCGGAUGUCCUCAUUCAUCUUCACGGCUUGCAUCAUUCCAUAUGAUUUUAAAUCAUCCCCACCAACGUUUAGUCCCCCCUUGACCUGUUGAUUGCAAUUGUAUUUUUAUUGUGUAAAAAAAAAAUCUAUUGAAAUGUCAUGAAUGAGAUUUGUCUGGUUUUUGUGUGCAGUUGUGCUUGUCUUGAUGUGUGAAAAUGUUAAGUUAAAUAAAAAUCUAUGUGUGUGUGUAUAUAUUGAAUAUACAAAUACUACUGUAUGACAAACUGCUGUACUCAAAUUGUGAAAAGAUGUGUGUAGUGUUUAUUUCAGGUUGGUCCAAAUGAUAAAUACAUGUUGAUAACUUAAAUUACUUGAUCAUAAUGAAGCUUAUUGGGAAUGGAUAUGGACAAAUGAAGCUCUGUAAAUUGCAAUAAAAUGCCUGAUAAAUGAA